Molecule: messenger RNA, 600 nt
Organism: Dreissena polymorpha
Lineage: Eukaryota; Metazoa; Mollusca; Bivalvia; Myida; Dreissenidae
Exons: 4
Coding region: 116-505 (129 amino acids)
Source: RefSeq, a predicted model, not a curated record
UUUAGUUUAGACGGUAGAAUUCUCUGAUGUAGGAGACAUUUAAUGCUGAAAAAAAUCGGAAAUCUUUCCAAACUGUUGAACGGAUAUUGAUAUAUCGAAGACAAAAAAGUGCAAGAUGUCGGGGUGUACGAGAUUUGUCCUAGCUUUUUUGUUCGGGAUCUGGUCAGUUUUGGGAGUGCUAGCAAUUUGUCAGAAGGUUCAGACAAAUGCUAAAUCAACGAGGGGUUUAAUAGCGAACACUACUGUGCCCUUUCACACGAUCACGCUACCGUACGGUCAAUGUAUUGAGCGGUGUUGGAGAACCUCAUCGUGCACGUUCAUGCAGUUUGACGAAAGCACGUCCCUGUGUCAGUUGUAUACCCAGGCUGUCCCAACGCCGGGGGAAGGGACGAGGCAGAUAGUCUCCAUGGCAGACUUUACUCCUGCCUUCCCCGCCUGUACCUGUGCCCCAGGCCACAUGUGUGUAGAGACGUCCGUUGGGCAACAGUGCAUACGGCUGAAGUAACGCUCACAGACAGCAACAUGGCAUGGAAGAAAUAGCUCUUGUUUUUGAAUGCCUAUUUCUGCAAACGCUCAUGGAAUGGUUAAAUUAAAAAAGAA